Molecule: messenger RNA, 1996 nt
Organism: Cimex lectularius (bed bug)
Lineage: Eukaryota; Metazoa; Arthropoda; Insecta; Hemiptera; Cimicidae
Product: cytochrome P450 4C1-like
Exons: 12
Coding region: 111-1643 (510 amino acids)
Molecular function (GO): heme binding; iron ion binding; monooxygenase activity
Source: RefSeq, a predicted model, not a curated record
UAAAGAACAACGUUGGGAACUUCUUCGUGGAGGGGUUCUGCAAGGACCUGGGAUUUCGGUCGUCAGCGUCUCUUCUCGGCCGGCAAACGUUUCUCGGUCUUCGAUGAGUGAUGUUGGAGUUGGCGCUCAUAGUCAUCGUCGUGCUGAUCAUAAUCGUUGCUUUUGUACCCGUCGAGCAUGCGGCUGGGUUCAGGACUGCAAAGCUCAUGUCCAAGCUUCCAGGACUAAAGUCCGUUCCGGUCUUCGGCGAAGGGCUCAAAGUGGCGAAGCUUCAACCGUGGGAACUUAUUGGCUUUCUGACUACUAUUUUUGAAGAGCAACCAAGGCUUUGUAAAUUCUGGAUUGCUUGCUUACCUUUUGUGAUGAUCAAACAACCCGAAGACCUGGAGGUAAUAAUGGGAAGUGUUCACCAUAUUGAAAAAGGCCUAGAAUACAAUCCACUCUUGCCUUGGCUCAAUGAAGGUCUGCUUGUCAGCUCUGGAAAGAAGUGGCAUGCCAGACGAAAAAUACUUACACCAACGUUUCAUUUCAGAAUCCUCCAAGAUAAUUUAAAUUCGAUAAACUACCAUGCAAGAACGUUGUUGAAAAAAAUGCUUAAGCAAGGUAAAAAGGCGUUGAAAAUAGAGGAUUUCAUCACAUUAUGCACUUUAGAUGUAAUAUGUGAUACUGCCAUGGGAAUCCAACUGAAUUCACAAGAAAACGAAGGCAAGGAAUAUGUUGAAUCAAUCAAAAGUGUUGCAUCACUAGCUGUUGCCCGAGCACUGAAAUUCUGGCUGUAUAGACCGUUUAUUUUCAAUCUUUCUUCCAUGGGCAGGGAAUUCAAGAAACAACUGAAAAUACUGCAUGAAUUCACAGAAAAUAUUAUCCGUGAAAGAAAACAGCAAUAUGCAACAAGAAAUGUAUCAUUUGAAGAAGAGGAUGACAUGUUUGGCAAGAAGAGAAAAGCAUUUUUAGAUAGCAUGAUUGAAACGGAUAUAAAAUAUCCUAAUUCAUUCACAAUAAAAGAUAUAAGAGAAGAAGUUGACACUUUUAUGUUUGAAGGACACGAUACCACUUCUGCUGCCAUUAUGUUUGGAAUGUAUUUAUUAGGCCACCAUGAAGACAUCCAGGAAAAAGUGUUCCAAGAGCAAUAUUCUAUUUUUGGUAAUAGUGAGAGAGAAGUUACGAAAAGAGAUUUGCAAGAUAUGACUUAUCUUGAUAAAGUUAUUAAAGAAGUUUUACGGCUUUAUCCCAGUGUCCCGUAUUUUUCUAGAAUGAUGACUACUGAUGCUAAAUUAAAUGAAGACAUGGUAAUACCGAAAGGCACUAAUGUCUUGUUGUGCCCCUACAUGGUACACCGAAAUGAAAAAUAUUUUCCAAACCCUGAGGUUUUUGAUCCUGAACGAUUCGCUCCUGAAGAAUGUGCUAAGAGGCACCCUUACGCUUAUAUUCCGUUCAGUGCUGGACCUCGUAACUGCAUUGGCCAGAAAUUUGCGUCUAUGGAACUAAAAAUCAUCUUCUCUACUUUAAUAAGGUUCACCCAUUUGGAAACAUUAACAAAGCCAGAAGAAAUACAAAUCGUUCCAUUGCUUAUAUUGAGGACAAAGGAUCCUAUUUUAGUUAAAGUUACUCUUAGGCCUUUUGCAGAACAGUUCUUUGGUUGAACAAGCGAAUGUAUUAAAUGUUUGUUAUGUUAAUUCAAAUAAUGCACAAAAUAUUUAAUGUUAAGACAAAUGUUUUAAUUUUUUUAUCUUUCAGUUAGUACAAAACGUAUCAAAGGACAUUUAUUUAUUAUUAUUUAUAAUUAAUGAUAUUAAUAGACUAUAAUAAACGAUUUCUCAUAUUUUAUAUUAUACUGUGUUCCUAAAAGAUCUUCACCUUCAAACUUUUUUUAAAAUCAGAAAUUAAAGUUUGCAUUAUUAUAGGAUAAAAGAUCCCGAAACGCCACAUAAUAAGAAUUGUAUUUACAAUUAAGCUACCUGUAUCUUGUGAAAUUUUGGUCUACAAUAAAAAACAA